AUGCAUUCUAUAACCUAUGUAUAUUCAUUUUUGUUUAUUUCUAGUUGUUUCGAAUGUGAUUUAACAUUUGACUUCUCUUUAUCAAUUAAAAUUUCAAAAUCGUAUAAAAUCGCUCAUCAAUUAUUAACGGAACAGUUACAAGAAACAUUUACAAAAUUAUUAGAAAAUAAUUACUAUACACAAAUACAAAAUUUAAUAACACAAAUAUUUGAAGAUCCUUGGUGUAUAUCAUUUAUUGAUCAAUUUCUCGAAAAAUUAUUUUUUCAUCAUUUAGCUAUAAAUGAAACAAUGUUAACAACAUUUUCUAUUGAUCAACAUCAAGAAUUAAUAAGAAUAUUUUUAAAAAAUCCAGAAAAAUGCUUUGAACGUGUAAAAAAACUAUUAGAAUUAGAUAUAGCUUAUAUUUAUGUUGAUUAUGUUCAACAACGUUUAUUAUUUUCAAAAAAUGUUGAAUAUAUUGAUCAUUUAAUUCAAGAUGAAAAAUGUCUAACAUUAACCAAAUUAAAACAAUUAAAUGGUAAUGUUGAAACAAAAUUGAUGCGUUUUGAAGAUAAAAAAUUACCUGGAUUCACAACGGUCGAGAAUUUAUUAUUUUAUGCAAAUUAUUUAACCAAUAAUCAACAACUAAAAAUUACAAAUAUUUUGCAUAAUGAUUAUUUAGAAGAUAAAACCGUAUCAAUGUCAAAUAAAUUCAAAGCUAUUAAAGUUUUAAAACAUCUUAAAACCACAUAUCCUCUUACAUUAAAAUGGAGUGAAAAAAUUGCAACAAAAAUUCCAUCUGUAUCGAGUAAUGUAAGCCGUCGUGGACGUGGUGCUAACUCACAGUCAUUUGCUGAUAUUGCUUUAUGUCUACCAGCCAUGUUGGAUUUAUUUAAAUCUGAUAUUUUGAAAAUAUUCGAUAGUUUAAUGAUAAAAAUAAAUGCCAGUAAUGCAAAGUACGUUAGCGAUGCUAUGUUGGUUAUAUCGCGGAAAUUAAUUGAUGAACAAUUUUUAGGAUUAUAUCUGAAAUUUGUUAAAAGUGAACAAUUCCCAAAGUUAGGUUAG
Messenger RNA from Didymodactylos carnosus, 1044 nucleotides. The record is from the annotation of a GenBank genome assembly. Lineage: Eukaryota; Metazoa; Rotifera; Eurotatoria; Philodinida; Philodinidae.